UUUGCAUUUUUAUUCGCAAUUGAUGCAAAGAAAACGAUUUGGUUAACGCUUCAAGAAUGUAUUAAUCAACGCCUUAUUGUGCCAAACGUUAUGAAGAUACUCCGUCGAUUGCCAGCCGUAGUCGAGUUGAAGUUGGAGUUGAAUAAGGUGGAAAGAAGCACUUCUACACAGCAAAUUCCAUUGAUCACAUUAGCGUUGAGGGAGCUUGUGUUGAGUCGUAGUGUGUGGCUAGAGAAUGCAGAAACUAGUUCAUGUUUUAUCUAUUUAAUUCAGUCAUUGGUCAAAGAAAGAUACGCUCAAGUGAAGCCGAAUCGAGAGGAACAAUCAAAGCGGAAUGAGAGUGCUGAUAACAAAGAGGAGCAGCAAUCGCAAGAACAUGAAGAAGGAACGACGGAUAAGUCAACGCAAGAUAAAUCAUCGAAAAAAUAUGGAGAAGUUUUGGAUUGUGCCGUGCUGAAUAGUUCAGAGCUGUUAAUGGAUUUGAUAUUGCCGUGGAUGUUCGCGUCGAAUGGAGCCGAGAUUGCGUUGGAUUUAUUGGCAAGGAUACUGGCCGAUUACGAGACAAAACGCACUCCGAUUGAUUCUUCUGCCGUUAGUCAUGUUAGCGGAGAUGAUCCGCAAAGAGCCAAUUUAUAUGAACGUUUCCCAGUGGCAUUAUGCAUUAAACUAUUGGUCGAUAUUGUUUGUCAUUAUGGGAAUGACGAUGAUGGUAAUGGUGGUGAUAAAAAUGCAACGAAGAGGGACAGAAAUGAGAGUAAUGCUCUGGUGGUGCAGAGUCUCGCGUUGAAAUGCUUGGCAAAUCUUGGCGAGAAAUUAAAACGUUCGUUCGUUCGUUCACUUUUCUCUGAAUGGUUCGCGAAUUUAGCGAUUUUGUUUUGA
This is a messenger RNA of Anisakis simplex (herring worm), 879 nucleotides long. Lineage: Eukaryota; Metazoa; Nematoda; Chromadorea; Rhabditida; Anisakidae. The record is from the annotation of a GenBank genome assembly.